Eurytemora carolleeae is the source of this 1083-nucleotide messenger RNA. RefSeq lists its product as uncharacterized. The transcript is spliced from 10 exons. The coding region runs from base 176 to 1036 and encodes 286 amino acids. The record is from RefSeq and is a predicted model, not a curated record. NCBI's taxonomy places the organism in Eukaryota, Metazoa, Arthropoda, Copepoda, Calanoida, Temoridae.
UUCUCAUUUUGUUAAAAAAGACUAAAAAGGGUGAGCAUUUAAAAUCUAAAAUGUGACUUUUAAUAUUGAGGGACAUUUAGAGUUAUGUGUAUAUUCCAUUCAACGGGAGAAGGAGUUUAAGAAAAGAGAUGUGAAAAGUUUAGUUUUGUUACUUUCAGAAUUCCAGAAUUUUGAAAUGGGAGAAGCUAUUUUUUGUUACAUUUGUACAGCUAAUGUAGGAGUGAGGGUAGUUUGUUGUUUUCAAGCUGCAAUCCAUCUUGCCCUGUUGGUUGUACCCCCUUGUGUUCCUCCUGGAAAUCUUCUCAUAGUUUUUUCAAACUUUCUGGAGUACAUUUUCUGCGCAGUCGAGAUAUUUGAUACAGAUGCCUACUCUGAAGAACUACCAAAAGAGAGAAACGUCUGUGUAUUUCUCCAAGUUUUUACAGGAACACUGCUAAUCAUCUAUGCUGAAGCUCUCAACUUUAUCAUGAUGGUCUGUAAUCUAACUUUAAUUGCAUAUGGGUACUCAAGGAAAUUUAUUCUUAUUAACUACAUUAUCUCCAGUCUGUUUGUUGUUCUUCAAGUUUAUGCUCUUGGAAUAUUUACCAUAUAUAAAACUACAGCAAGACCUGAGGGAUAUUUCAUAUUGAUUUUUACAAGCCUGUUCCUCUGGGGUAUAUCUGUUGGCAUCAUGGCACUGAGAAAAAGGAUAAGAGAGGAUUCCAGACUUCAGCAUGUUAAGAUAUUGAUAAACAAUUCUGAUGAGCCUGCUUUAUUGGAAGAACCAGCAAGCUUAACCUCAGAAAUACAAACCGAAGAGGAAGUUGCACCAAAUAUGCCAGAAGAAAAUCCAGGGGCUAUGGAAAAUUUGUCUGGACAAGACAAAUCUAACUCAAGUUCAUCUGAAAAAGACUUUAGCCAUUGUUCUUCUGAGGUUAAAAAGUUCCUGGUACAGCUAACACGAUCUGAAUGUGAUUGUACAGAGGAGAGAAUGAUGUGGGAUUGUGAUUUAUGUCUUCGUCUUUUACUACUAAAUAUCCAACUUGAAUGUAUCUAAUUACAACAUGUUAUCUCGUUUUAACAAAAAUAAAAAAAAUUAUUUCA